UGACCGAGUCGUGGGCCGGCGGCCGCGCACCGUAUUUCGCCGCUCUCUGCAAAUCUCCGCGUCCCCUUCAGGGCGAGCCGAGCUCUUCCGCGAGGCCGAGGAAGCGCGUCGAGCCCUAUGAUGAAAACGUACAGCAGAAAGAAGGGCGACAGCCCGAGCAACGUGAUCAUCCAUGUGAACGAGCUGUGCCGACUGUGCCUGGCCAAGGAGGAGGAGAUGGUGCCGAUUUUCGACGACGACGCCGUACCCCUGCCGCUGCGAAUCAUGGCUUGCGUCAAUUUAGAGGUGUAUGAAGAGGACGGUCUGCCGAACAUGAUUUGCCAUCCUUGUAAGUACCAGCUGGAGAAGUCGUAUCAAUUCAAAAAGAAGUGCGAAGCUGCAGACACAAAGCUCCGCAAGCACAUGAAGUUGAUACAACAGCUUACUGGUCAAGAUGAAGACGAAGAGCGACAAGAAGGAGCCGGAGAUGACAUUAUAGAAACAUCGAGCGGUGGAAAGUCGAAGCAAGUGAAGCAGUUGCUCGCAGACUUGGUGUCCAGUAAAGGAGACACCAGUCAAGAGGAUGGAGAUCCGAUUGAAGUUACGGAAGAAGAACUCGUCGGAGGAUACAUUCUAGGGAUGAACUCCGAAAAUGCUGACAUCGAGGAAACUAUGUCAGAAGGACCGGAAAACAUUACCCUGAUACCUGCCGAGGAGAGGACGGCAAAAGCACGUUGUACAAUGCGUGCCACUCGGAUAAAGCAAGAACAAGAAUCGGAAGACGAGGCUGAAGAGGUUCAGAGAGCUAUUGCUAAUGCUGAACACAAGAACGUAUACAUGAUGGAACUGACUAGCAAUAGUACCGGACAUGGAGAGUCACUAAAGUUGCAACCAAUUGGACAGACGCUAGGCGUCAACGAGGAGCUCAAAGUAUUCCAGUGUGACAAGUGUCCUAAGGCUUUCACCAGAAGGAUAAUGUUGAAGAGCCACCAGUCGGUACAUUCCACGCAAAGAGGGUUCACAUGCCAAGCUUGCGAGAAGUGGUUCCCAACUAGGUCUGCCUUGAUAAGACACGAACGCACGCACACAGGUGAAAAGCCCUUCGGCUGCAACAUUUGCCAUCGAGCGUUCGCCCAGAAGGAGAUCUUGUUGCGACACUUGAUGACCCAUUCUGGCCAGAAACCGUUCCAGUGUCAACAUUGUGAGAAGAGCUUCACGCAACGCGAGGCUCUGAAAGUGCACAUGAGGCGUCAUCAGAAGCUCAAUCCUAAUGACAUUCAGCUCCAUCAUUGUCAGCUUUGUCCUAAAGCUUUCUGCCACGCUUCGGGACUAAGCAGGCACCUCGUCACGCACACGGGAAGAACCUACAAGUGCGUCGAGUGCGAGAAAACCUUCACCGACAAGAGCUCCCUCCUCAGGCACAGUCGAAUCCACGCACCCAAGAAACUCCUGACAAACUGAACUGUCGAGUGUGAUCGUUAACUGUUAAGUCGAAACUGUACAUCGUCUUCGGUCGGCCUGUUCCCGAAUUUCGAAUCAACGCGCUCCUCGGAUCUCCGGACUAAUAUUGGGAUCUCUCGACGCGCGCAAUUGGCGAGCGCGGUCCUUCCGUCAUUUUUUUCCUCUAUUUUCUUUUUUUUCAACCCGACUGGUAGUCGUUCAUCUUUAGGAAGUACAGAGGACCUUCGUUCUCUACGUAGAAGUCGCAUGUACGGUGUACCUACUAUUGGCCCUGCCUGUGCAUUUGUAUAAAUAUAAAUACAUCGGAAGGUAUCUCGCUCGGAUCACAAAUCACUGUUGGGAGAGCACGAGGAUGCAUCCUGUCGAGGGCCGGAAACGUCUCAACUAGACCAUAUGUAUAUUUAACGAGAUCAUGGUAGUUUUUAUGUCGCUAAAGAUAUUUCGUGUAUAAUGUAAGGAUGAUUGUAAUAACGAGAGAAAUUAUCUGGAGGGUAUCUUCGCGGACCCGUUUCACUUUCCUCAUGGGUCGAGGCGCAAAUAAUGUGUAUCGUAAGAAUAACAAGGAGUCGUAUAAACAGCUAAUUAUCGAGACGCCAAGUGCACGUUAAUUAACUUCGUACUUUACAUGUGUACAUAACGCAAUAUAUUCUGUCAAGUUGGUCCGCC
Molecule: messenger RNA, 2106 nt
Organism: Orussus abietinus
Lineage: Eukaryota; Metazoa; Arthropoda; Insecta; Hymenoptera; Orussidae
Product: zinc finger protein 543
Exons: 5
Coding region: 118-1440 (440 amino acids)
Biological process (GO): regulation of transcription by RNA polymerase II
Cellular component (GO): nucleus
Molecular function (GO): zinc ion binding; DNA-binding transcription factor activity; RNA polymerase II cis-regulatory region sequence-specific DNA binding
Source: RefSeq, a predicted model, not a curated record